Messenger RNA from Austrofundulus limnaeus, 3400 nucleotides. It is a transcript of the gene ift80, whose product is annotated as intraflagellar transport 80 homolog (Chlamydomonas). The coding region runs from base 303 to 2693 and encodes 796 amino acids. Gene Ontology annotation, molecular function: protein binding. The transcript has 21 exons. The record is from RefSeq and is a predicted model, not a curated record. NCBI's taxonomy places the organism in Eukaryota, Metazoa, Chordata, Actinopteri, Cyprinodontiformes, Rivulidae. Gene Ontology annotation, cellular component: centrosome; cilium; intraciliary transport particle B. Gene Ontology annotation, biological process: cilium assembly.
AUCCUUGAUGCUACUAAAAGUUAGCUUUGGUCAAAAACUAGUCAUUGGUAGUAGGUAAUGAUGACUUGUGCUAUACAGGCUAUUCAUAUGGGGUAAUUUGACACAUAUGAAGUUCAGGUUGUUCCGCAUUAAACCCAGUAAAUGGAAAAAUGACGUGAGCUAUCAAGUUAUACAGCAGCCAUGACGGGAGGAUUCGUGUUAGCAACGGUGACAGAUGCUUAGCAACUGUACAGCCCCAGACUAGUCACGUUUGAAGAGAAGAAACUGCUUCUUCACCGCGGGCACAACAACAGGCAGCAAACAUGAGACUGAAAACGUCGCUGCUAAAGGAACCCAAACAUAAAGAGCUUGUUAGUUGUGUAGGUUGGACCACAGCAGACGAGCUGUACUCGUGCAGUGAGGAUCAUCAGAUCCUGAAGUGGAACCUUCUCACCAAUGACACCAGCCUGGUGGUCAGGGUACCAGAGGACAUUUACCCCAUUGACCUGCACUGGUUCCCCAAAACAGUUGGUGGCAAGAAACAGACACAGGCUGAGAUUUUUGUCCUCACCAGCACAGACGGGAAGUUUCACCUGGUCUCCAAGAUGGGACGCAUCGAAAAGAGUGUCGAUGCACACAAGGGUGCUGUUCUGGCUGGGAGGUGGAAUUAUGAUGGAACUGCUCUUAUCACAGCUGGAGAAGAUGGACAGAUCAAGAUCUGGUCAAAAAGUGGGAUGCUGCGCUCAACGUUAGCUAGCCAGGGGUCUCCUGUAUAUUCUGUAGUCUGGAGUCCAGAUUCGGACAGAAUACUCUACACAUCAGGACGGCAGCUUAUCAUCAAACCCCUGCAACCCAGUGCUAAAGUCAUACAGUGGAAAGCUCACGAUGGACUUGUUCUAAAGGUGGACUGGAAUUCAGUCAAUGACCUCAUCUUGUCAGGUGGAGAAGACUGUAAAUAUAAGAAACCAGCGAAAGAGAAAACAUCCUCACGGAAACUAUUUGCCGCUGAGUUUUGUGAAGUCUGGGACAGCUUUGGACGUCUUCUUCACUCGUCUGCGUCUCAUGACUACCCUGUUACCUCCUUGUCCUGGGCUCCAGAUGGGGAGGUGUUCGCCGUGGGCUCCUUCAACACCCUGCGGCUCUGUGACAAGACUGGAUGGUCCUACGCGCUGGAGAAACCGAACACAGGCAGCGUGUUCAGCUUGUCCUGGUCGGCGGACGGCUCCCAGCUGGCCGGGGCCUGCGGAAACGGACAUGUCAUCUUUGCUCAUGUGGUGGAGCAGCACUGGGAGUGGAAGAACUUUGUCAUCACUCUUACCAAGAGGAGAAGCAUGGAGGUGAGGAAUGUGCUGAAUGAUGCGGUUGACAUUUUGGAGUUUAGAGAUCGUGUCAUCAAAGCCUCUCUGGCAUUCGAUCACCUGGUGGUUGCCACUUCCCUCCAGUGUUACGUCUACAACUCAAGAAACUGGAAUACUCCUCUCAUCUUUGAUCUGAAGGAGGGAACGGUCAGCCUCAUCCUGCAAGCAGAGAAACUUUUUUUACUGGUGGACGGAUCAGGGCUGUAUACGUUCUCCUACGAGGGUCGAUUAAUAUCCUCCCCAAAGUUUCCUGGAAUGAGAGCCGAUAUCCUAAACGCUCAGGGCGUCUCGCUCAGCAACGACACGCUCGCCGUCCGAGACAAGAGCGAUGAAAAAGUCAUCCUUUUCUUUGACGUCUCGACUGGAAAAGCUCUCAGUGAUGGGAAGCCCUUCACACACAAGAUGGAGGUGGUAGAGAUAGCUUUGGAUCAGUGUGGCCCAUCCACCGAAAGAAAAAUUGCUUUGAUAGACAAGAACCGUGAUCUUUACUUGACCUCUGUGCGUCAUCUGGGGAGAGAACCCAAAGUCUGCAAAAUUGGCAGCAUGGUUCAUAGUAUGGCGUGGAAUAACUCUGCUAAUAUCUUAUGUGGGAUCCAGGACAAUCAGUUCACGGUGUGGUACCACCCAAGUGUUGUCUUCACCGACAAGGAACUGCUACCAAAAACACUACACGUUAAGGACACCAGUGACUUCAGCCAUUCUCCCCACAUACUGAGCUACAUCGGCACUAAAGUGACAUUACGCCAAGGAGACGGUUCACUGGUGUACAGCAGUGUACCUCCGUACGCCGCCAUCCUGCACGAAUACAGCACGUCAGCGCGCUGGGAGGACGCACUGCGCCUCUGUCGCUUUGCUAAAGAUCAGUCUUUGUGGGCGUGUCUGGCUGGUAUGGCGAUGGCAAACAGGGACCUGACCACUGCAGAAAUGGCCUAUGCUGCCAUUGGAGAGUUACCCCGAGUGCAGUACAUCAACUUUAUUAAGGAGCAGCCGUCUAAGGAGUCCUCUUUGGCCCACAUGCUGAUGUUCAGUGGUCAGGUCCAGGAAGCUGAGUCAACACUUUUACAAGCCGGUCUCAUCUACCAGGCCAUUCAAAUGAACGUUGACCUUUUCAACUGGGAGAGGGCUCUGGAGCUGGCAGUCAAACACAAGACCCAUGUGGACACUGUCCUGGCCUACAGGGGGAAGUUUCUGCAGAAAGCCGGCAGAAAGGAGACCAAUAAGAGAUUCCUGCAGUACGCUGAAGGGGUUGAAGUGGACUGGGACAAGAUCCAGUUGAAGAUAGAGAUGGAGCUCUCUAAAGAACGAGAAAAAGCUGCUAGCGUCUCUGUGAGAAGCAGUSUGGCGUUACGACGCUAAUUUUCAGGAUACGAUAUUUUAAUUUUUUUUGUCUCCUUACCUCAUCGCAUUCCAAGAUCUUCACCUGAAGCCGAGUAUCCAGCAGGAAGUAAAAUACAAUCUAAACUCAGAGGUGAUGAAGUGAAGAUGAGCAUGACUCUCUUGUUGUGCUGCGAUUGUAGCACAUGGUUCAUGGCAGUCUGUUACUGUGGGCGGGUGUGAAUGAGCCGGACGAGAACAAGCUUGUUUUUUGAGUUUGUUUGUUUGUUUGUUGUUGUUUUUUUUUAAACCACGCCGUUUCCUGAUCAUCCAGCCCAUGUGCAUGURGAAGACUUUUGCUUCUUCGUACUUUCUCCCCAUACACGAUUUACACAUUGCUUUCCACUUUUUGGCCAAUAUUGUGGAUUUAUGCACGAGUAAACAAGAAACAACAGUUUCCACUGUGUUUUCUUGCACCAUGUGUACUCCUGUGAGCUCUUCCAAAAGCACAAGGUCAGAGGUUUUUAGCUGUAAGAACACGUACAACACAGUCUUCUUUUGUUUUCAUGUGAAAAUAGACGACCACAAACACCUGAAAGAUGUCCAGAGAUCUUCAGUCACGCACAAAGCUAGAUUUUAUUUCACUUUUAAUCGAUGGUAUAGUGUCUAUUUUAUAAUUUUUACAUGUAAACUUUGCCUUAUGGAGGCACUAGGAAAAACUUUGUUAAUAAAAUAUUGAGGAAAAAUUG